UCUCCCAUAGAGCAACUCUGCACAGCCCAAGCAAACCAACUUGGGGACUUUGAAUGAACAUAUUUACAUCAACCUCUCUCUUCAUGUCGACUUUCCUGGAAACAUUCACACGGAUGCCAUGGUUACUCCUGCCACGACCCUGCGAGCCUACGGCUGACCUUUCCAGCUACGCUACUUCCAGUCCCUUCAGACCUCACCGCUACAGUUUCUGGAAGGGACUCGACUGGAGAUCAAAGGAUUAUCUGCACAUCUGGGGCCGAGUGAGCUGAUGCUUUCGUUUGGCGUGGGAUCUUACAGGUGAACAAGGUGAUGUCCAUCUUGUUUUAUAUGAUAUUUCUUGCUUAUCUUCGUGGCAUCCAAUCUACCAACAUGGAUCAAAGGAGUUUGCCAGAAGAUUCAAUAAAUUCUCUCAUCAUUAAACUCAUUCAGGCAGACAUUUUGAAAAACAAGCUCUCCAAGCAGAUGGUAGAUAUUAAGGAAAACUAUCAAAACACAAUGCAGAAAGCAGAGGCUCAGCAGGACAUUGAAAAUGUGAAAUCAGACUUCCAGCCCGUUAUCUCAAUGGAUACAGAACUUUUAAGGCAACAGAAACGCUACAAUUCUCCCCGCGUCCUUUUGAGUGACAACACCCCAUUGGAACCUCCACCUUUGUAUCUUAUGGAUGAUUAUAUUGGGAAUUCUGUAAUGGUGAACAGAACCUCCAGAAGGAAAAGGUACGCAGAACAUAAGAGCCACCGAGGGGAAUAUUCUGUAUGUGACAGUGAAAGUUUAUGGGUCACGGACAAAUCAUCUGCUAUCGACAUUAGAGGACACCAGGUCACUGUACUAGGAGAAAUUAAAACAGGCAACUCUCCUGUCAAACAAUAUUUUUAUGAAACGAGGUGUAAAGAAGCCAAACCAGUAAAAAAUGGCUGCCGUGGCAUUGAUGAUAAACACUGGAACUCCCAGUGCAAAACAUCCCAAACCUAUGUAAGAGCACUGACUUCAGAAAACAAUAAACUGGUAGGCUGGAGAUGGAUAAGAAUAGACACAUCCUGUGUGUGUGCAUUGUCAAGAAAAAUAGGAAGAACAUAAGUCUGCAUUUCUUUGCUAUAUAAAUUAUUACUUUAAAUUAUAUGAUAUGCAUGUAGCAUAUAAAUGUUUAUAUGGUUUUAUAUAUUAUAAGUUGACCUUAUUUAUUAAACUUCAGCAAACCUACAGUAUAUAAGCUUUCUCUCUCAAUAAAUAUGAGUAAAAAGGCAUGUGCCUCAGCUGUGGGCAGCUGCAGUUUUAUUAGAAUAUGUUUGUGACUCUGCUUAUCAGCAGCAUACCAUAAUCUUACUGUAAAAUCUGUGUAACAUCAGUAUUUUUCAUUCAGUAUUGUCAAGCCAGUGACUGUCAUUUAGUAAACUUGUUAAAAAUCAGAUAAAUGUCAAGAGUUGUGUACACAUUUCUAUCCCCUGCUACAUAUUUUCAUGAGACAAAGUGGAUGAGGUAGCAUCUUUUAUCGGAGCAGCUUUUGUUAUUGAAAAAAA
Molecule: messenger RNA, 1514 nt
Organism: Pelodiscus sinensis (Chinese soft-shelled turtle)
Lineage: Eukaryota; Metazoa; Chordata; Testudines; Trionychidae
Gene: NTF3
Product: neurotrophin 3
Biological process (GO): neuron projection morphogenesis; modulation of chemical synaptic transmission; negative regulation of neuron apoptotic process
Cellular component (GO): synaptic vesicle; axon; dendrite
Molecular function (GO): nerve growth factor receptor binding; growth factor activity
Source: RefSeq, a predicted model, not a curated record